AUGAACUUUGAUAUCCCCCCAGAUCUCAAAGAAUUCCUCUCCUCUCUAGACAGCUUCAUAGAGAGAGAAAUAGCUCCGCUUCAAGCUCAGGACGACAACGAGCGCUUCUUCGACCAUCGUCGAGAGCAUAGCCGUACUGACUGGGACAAUGGUGGCCUUCCACGCCCAGAAUGGGAGGCAUUGCUCACUGAAGCCCGGCGCCGGGCUGACAAAGCUGGCUUCUACAGAUUAUCACUUCCGGUCGAGUACGGCGGGCAGAAUAAAGGCAAUCUCUGGAUGAGCGUCAUAAGAGAACAUCUGGCAGCGAAAGGUCUAGGUCUCUUCAAUGACUUGCAAAAUGAGCACUCCGUCGUAGGCAACUUCCCCACUAUUGUCAUGCUUCUUAGCUUCGGCAAUGAGACUCAGAGAAAGGAGUUUAUUCCCAGCCAGCUUGGUGGAAAAGUGAUCAUGACAUUCGGCCUGACAGAGCCAGAUCAUGGUUCUGACGCUACGCAUCUCGAGACUGUGGCGAAACCAGAGACCAGAAAUGGGGUGAAAGGUUUCGUUCUCAACGCCUUCAUCGUGCCUGCUAAAACCCCAGGCAUCAAAGUCGAGAGCUAUGAGUGGACGUUCAAUAUGCCAACAGACCACGCAACCGUCUCACUAACCGAUGUAUGGGUGCCAUCGAUGGCAAUCUUUGGGCCACCAACAUCGGGCCUCAGCGUUGCUCAGGCAUUCCUCCACGAUAACAGGAUCAGACAGGUGGCGAGCAGCCUUGGUGCUGCGACAUUCUGUAUUCAGGAGUCUAUCAAGUACGCCAAGGAGAGGAAGCCGUUUGGAAAGGCGUUGGCGUGGAACCAAGGGGUCCAGUUUCCGCUCGUGGAGCUGCUGACGCAGACGGAGAUGCUGAGGUUGCUGAUCUGCAAGACGGCGAAUGAUAUGGAUAGUAUGCCACAUAGGGACGUGGAGAAGAAGUUGAUCGACAAGGUGAGCAUGUGUAACUAUUGGGCGAACAGGCUGUGUUGUGAGAGUGCAGACCGUGCCAUACAGGUCCAUGGUGGUGUCGGCUACAGCAGGCAUAAACCCUUCGAGCAUAUCUACCGCCACCAUAGGCGCUACCGUAUCACAGAGGGUUCUGAGGAGGUCCAGAUGCGAAAGGUGGCGUUCAAGGUUUUUGGGCUCUCAGAGUUGGCCAAGGGCCAGAAACAGGCCACGAAGCUGUAA
This is a messenger RNA of Pseudogymnoascus destructans, 1203 nucleotides long. RefSeq lists its product as uncharacterized. Bases 1 to 1203 code for a protein of 400 amino acids. The record is from RefSeq and is a predicted model, not a curated record. Lineage: Eukaryota; Fungi; Ascomycota; Leotiomycetes; Thelebolales; Thelebolaceae. The transcript has 3 exons. Gene Ontology annotation, molecular function: flavin adenine dinucleotide binding; oxidoreductase activity, acting on the CH-CH group of donors.